GGUUGGCAGUGAGGUCUCCCACGUCUGGGGGAUCCUUGCCCCUGCUUCUGCACCCAGCCCUGGCUAAGCGGCCUUGUUCUAUCAAAGCUGUCGGGAUCUGCAGAGUGCUCAGCUUCUACUCCCGCUCCUACACAGCUGCAAGUGGCUUGAAAAUAUAUGACCAUGCUUCAACGUCUCCAGUGAUUCCCACUGUGUUGGGACACAAAGCUCACCUCUCUGCCAUGUGCCCCUGAUGGUCGCUGCCCCAGCUUGUUUGCUUUCUGUAGGGCUUGGGUCUUUGCCAACCCCUCUACCUGGAUUGCUCUCCCUGUAAGACUCAUCAUAGCUGAGGCCUUUGCACUCUGCUCCUUCCACUCACAUGUCACCUCAGGGGUGUCCGUGGCCUCUCCUUUCCCAUCUCCCCCAGUACAUUAUGGUCUUUCCUUCCUAGCGUCUGGUGGUAUCUAUGGUAGGCAUGUUUAGCUGCUGGUACGAUCCCUCCUCCACUGAAAUAUGGGCUUCAUGUCUGGCCCCUGUGGGACUGCCAGAGCCUGGUCCUCAGUCAUGUUUAGUUGGGCUAGUGAGUCGAGUCUUUUGGUCAAAGGGACAAAAGAAGAUGAGGAGAUGUGGCUUCAAUCAGGACCAGUGUGGAACAGUGAGACCUGCGCAUGGCACUGCUAGGAGGGAUAGGUUCUACCUGCCAGCCUUGGGGCUCCUGGCAGCCGACAGGACUCUGCCCACUGGGACUUGUGUGCCAACCUUUGGGUACAGAGCCUUAGCCUCACAGGCCCCAAGCCAGGAGCCCCUCCUCAGGUGAGCCAGCAGGGAUGGAUGAAGGCCUGUCGAGGGUUUCUUGCACACUCAGAUCCAAGUCUCAGAGUGGUGGUCUCUGCUGGCCUCCCACCCACACUCUCCUGUUAUCAGAAGUGUGGCAGGUGACAGUGUGGUCACUGGGGUGGGAGGAUGUGGGAGGCCCUGGAUGGGGCCCAUGCCCAAGGGUCUAGCCAAGGCCCCUUCAUUAGGGCCCCAACUGUGACUUUAUUACUCAUAGUCUCUUCCCUGCCCUGGUGGCCCUCAUCCCCCAAACCUGAAUGCAGAAGUCUUGGUCCUGGACUCAAAUCCAUGCCACUCUUCAGCCUAUGCUGUGGGUUCCUAAGCUGAGCAUUUACCUAACAAUCAAGACUUCUGACAGUCCUCAGUCCUACCCCCAAACCCCCUUGGAUUUCUUUUUCAAGGUGGUUUCAGCUAGGAGGGUAAGCGUGGCUUGGGUGAGAACAGAUAGGGUGGGAGCAUGUGGCAGGUAUGGAUGAGACCUUGACAAAGUGACCCCAGACGAAAGACAGGGACCCUUUCUCCCUUUGUCCUGGAAACCCAGCUCAGCCCCAGCCCUUGCCCAUGCUGCUGUUGCUGCCUGGUACCUUCCACAAGGCCAGACUCCUCUCCGCAAAGCUGUGGCCCGCACCAGCUCCUCUGUCUCUCCUUCUCUGCCUGCUGAGGGCCCCCUCCCAGCCCGGCUGUCAAUCACAGGAGAAAGGGGUUGGGAUUUUGUUUGUCCCUCUCCCUGAGCAGAGAAUGGCUGAUGCGGCCACCGAGCCUUAACCUGGAGAGCCCCUCUGUCCCUGCUGCCCCCGUCUCCCCUAGCCCAGACUUCUGCCCUUCACGCCCAUCCCUGACCAGCAGCCCCACUCAGCCUGGGCUCUAGGUGCCAGCUGGUUAUGGACAUGCCACCUCAGCCCAGGCCAGGAGCUGGUGGAUGCGUAGGGCUAUUUUAAGCACAGCUUCUUGGCCUGCUCCCCUGGCCCCCAGCCCCCAGCAGCUCAGCUACUGGUCACCUGCCACCGCCUAGAAUGCUGAUUGGCAGUUGGCUGGGGUGGGGGCUGGGAAGACACUGUUAUAAAGCUGGGAGUGUAGGGAAGCAGCCGUCCCCAUCCAGAGUCCUCUGUGGUCCCUGCUGCCACCAUGGCCACCCACCGCCUUGUGAUGGUCCGGCACGGCGAGAGCACAUGGAACCAGGAGAACCGUUUCUGUGGCUGGUUCGAUGCAGAGCUGAGUGAAAAGGGGGCCGAGGAGGCCAGGCGGGGAGCCAAGGCCAUCAAGGACGCCAAGAUGGAGUUUGACAUCUGCUACACGUCGGUGCUGAAGCGGGCCAUCCGCACCCUCUGGGCCAUCCUGGAUGGCACGGACCAGAUGUGGCUGCCUGUGGUGCGCACUUGGCGCCUCAACGAGCGGCAUUACGGGGGCCUCACAGGCCUCAACAAGGCGGAAACGGCCGCCAAGCACGGGGAGGAGCAGGUGAAGAUCUGGAGGCGCUCCUUUGACAUCCCGCCGCCCCCCAUGAACGAGAAGCACCCCUACUACAACUCCAUUAGCAAGGAGCGUCGGUACGCAGGCCUGAAGCCCGGGGAACUGCCCACCUGCGAGAGCCUCAAGGACACCAUUGCCCGGGCCCUGCCCUUCUGGAACGAGGAGAUUGUUCCCCAGAUCAAGGCCGGCAAGCGAGUGCUCAUUGCAGCUCACGGGAACAGCCUGCGGGGCAUUGUCAAGCACCUGGAAGGGAUGUCAGACCAGGCAAUCAUGGAGCUGAACCUGCCCACGGGGAUCCCCAUUGUGUAUGAGCUGAACAAGGAGCUGAAGCCCACCAAGCCUAUGCAGUUCCUGGGUGAUGAGGAAACGGUGCGGAAGGCCAUGGAGGCUGUGGCAGCCCAGGGCAAGGCCAAGUGAGGGGUUGGGCUUGGGCAAUAAAGGCACCUCCUCCCACA
Molecule: messenger RNA, 2738 nt
Organism: Macaca mulatta (Rhesus monkey)
Lineage: Eukaryota; Metazoa; Chordata; Mammalia; Primates; Cercopithecidae
Gene: PGAM2
Product: phosphoglycerate mutase 2
Biological process (GO): glycolytic process
Molecular function (GO): intramolecular phosphotransferase activity
Source: RefSeq, a predicted model, not a curated record